AAAACACUGUAUUUUAAUACAAUAAUUAAAUUAGAAAUGAUUACGAGAUUUAUUAAAAUUAUUAUAAGUUUGAAAAUUUGAUUGACAUUUAUAGCCAACUUUGAUAACAACUGAUCGGAUCAAAGAAGAUGUCGACAUUGUGUGAGACAAGAGUAGAGAAGAGUCGGAUAGAUAUGAUAUUAGUUGUCAAAGCAGUGAACAAUGUAUUCAAUGGAUUACAUGUCGAGUAUUUGUCCAAAUCGUGGGCACAGUUUGAUGUGUCCAUUGAAAUCGGUUCCUAUGAAGACAAUCACUACCUAUCUGUUCAUUUCAAUCUCAUUCCCAUCAGAUAUGCUGUUAAAAAGCUGUUUAAAAAGUUCAUCACUUUAUCAGUUGCUAUGAUUGAUAAAUCGGGUAAUGUUGUCCACAAAAUGAAUUGGCCGGAGAUUAGUGUCGGCUUAAGUCGACAACGGUUUGGUUGGAAUCGUUAUCUGGAUAUCAAUCGACUAUUUGAUUCACAAAUAGCUUUAGUGGACAACAACUGUAUUAGACUUCAGGUCUCAAUGCAAGUGAACGAUGAGAAACAAAGCAAAGUCUUCAAGAAUGAGUCAAUCAAUCAAUUAAUCAAUUCUUUUAAGUCAUUGCUUAUAGACAACCAAUUGACUGACUUUACAAUCAUUGUUGAGGACAAAGAGUUUGCUGUCCAUAAAGCAAUACUAGCCGCUCGGUCACCGGUUUUGCGGGCGUUAAUUACAACCGAUAUGAAAGAGAAAAGUGAAUCCAAACUUGUUGUUCAUGACAUCGACAAAGAGGUGUUCCAACAGUUCCUGUUAUAUGUAUACACGGGUAGCGCACCAGUAGAUGAACACAUGUGUCUCAAACUAUCACAUUUAGCCGACUUCUAUGAUAUGCCUGACCUCAAGUGUGUCUGCGCUCAGACAGUGUUCCGAAAGUUGACUGAAGACAAUGUUUUCGAUGCCCUCAGGUUUGGACAGACAUAUCAAAUGAAGGAACUGGAGAUCAAUGCCAUUGAUUUCAUUGCACAAAAUAGCGACAAAAUCAAAGCAAAGAUUAUGGAAGAUAUCGAGCAAUGAAUAGUCUAAACGAUUGAUUAAAGUCAAACAAAUUAUAUAUUAUUUCAAUUAAGAA
Oppia nitens is the source of this 1128-nucleotide messenger RNA. Its product is annotated as speckle-type POZ protein-like. Gene Ontology annotation, cellular component: cytoplasm. Gene Ontology annotation, biological process: proteasome-mediated ubiquitin-dependent protein catabolic process; regulation of proteolysis. The transcript has a single exon. Lineage: Eukaryota; Metazoa; Arthropoda; Arachnida; Sarcoptiformes; Oppiidae. The record is from RefSeq and is a predicted model, not a curated record. The coding region runs from base 129 to 1073 and encodes 314 amino acids. Gene Ontology annotation, molecular function: ubiquitin protein ligase binding.